This is a messenger RNA of Triticum aestivum (bread wheat), 931 nucleotides long. RefSeq lists its product as uncharacterized. The coding region runs from base 90 to 590 and encodes 166 amino acids. NCBI's taxonomy places the organism in Eukaryota, Viridiplantae, Streptophyta, Magnoliopsida, Poales, Poaceae. The record is from RefSeq and is a predicted model, not a curated record. The transcript has 3 exons.
CAUGACACACACACAGGGCGGGCGGUCCGUGUUCGUUCCCCAAAUCCCUCAUCUCGCACAAUUCCUCCCUCAAUCCUCCCGAGUCAACCAUGCCGCCGCCGCCGCCGCCGCCGCCGAGCCUCUCCGAUGGCCCGGCCUCACGCGACAACGCGCUCGCCUCCAUCCACAAGCCGCCGGCGUCUCAUGGUGAUUCGUCCACUCGUCAGCCAUCAAUAAGAAGAGAUAAUCCAGAGAAUUUAACCAAAGUGUUGGCUGAGGCAGUGAAGUGUGCACAAGCUCUUAAGACUGAUGAUCUGAUUACUGACACUAGAGUUAAGGAAGCUUUUGCAGAGCUGAUGAACAAAGUGUACCCGCAUCUACCUGAGAGUCUACAGGAUCAACUGAUUGCUGAUUUCAAACUCAAUAUCCUCCGUCGGGCACAAGAGAAAAAUACUCCCCCAGUUGAGUUGAUGGAUGGUGAACAGAAGAAGAACUUCCUCGGGAAAAAAGGAACUCGUACCAAUACCUUGUGGAUUAUAGAAAAGCUAGUCCUGUUAGUCGGCAUAUCCUGCUUCAUGUACCUCAUGAGCCUCUAUGUCACCGAGAACUGAAAAGAGAAAGGGGAAAUAAACAUUUAUACAUGGGGAUUCAGUUGUAUUCUAAUCUCUGGACAACAAAAGCAGCAAUCUUUCAGCAUACCACAAGGAUGGGCUCUGCUUUGGUGCCAAAUAGGAUUUGUACCACUGGAAAGGAAGUGUGUCUGGUUUGAUGGCCGGUUAGCUGGUGUUAGUCUGUUUAUUUUUCAGUCUUAUUGUCUGUUUCUGCUGGGGUUGUGUCAAGACUUGAUGUGCCCUCUUGCUUUAUUUCAGUAAAAUUAUGUUGAUGUGCGGGCAUGAUGUAAUGAACUUUUGUUUUAAUGAAUAAGUUUAUUAAAGCAUAUAUGUUCUCCUCA